This is a messenger RNA of Gilbertella persicaria, 1465 nucleotides long. RefSeq names its product surface antigen-domain-containing protein. NCBI's taxonomy places the organism in Eukaryota, Fungi, Mucoromycota, Mucoromycetes, Mucorales, Choanephoraceae. Gene Ontology annotation, cellular component: outer membrane; SAM complex. The record is from RefSeq and is a predicted model, not a curated record. Gene Ontology annotation, biological process: protein insertion into mitochondrial outer membrane. The coding region runs from base 11 to 1306 and encodes 431 amino acids. The transcript is spliced from 6 exons.
AUUGCAUAAUAUGUCUACACCACUUCCUAAAAACGUACCUGCAGAAGCUCCUCUUCGCGUCAAUACGUUGCGUAUCUUGGGUACCAACGCUACACGUCACUCUUUCCUCAACAGUGUCACUGGUACUAUCUUCACUGCCAAUACAACAGAAGAAGUGAUGCGUCAAGUACAAGCAGUUGCUAGUCAGCUACAGAACCAUGACGUUUUCGAGGAAAUCAAAAUUUACCUCGACACAAACCAUGAAACUGCCGAUACAGUGGAUGUCACACUUCAUUUAAAAGAAAAAGAUAAAGGAUUGUUUCAAACCAAUAUCAAUGUUGGUAACAAUCAAGCAGAACUCAACGGUGGUGUUGGUUUAAGAAAUGUGUUUGGUGGUGCUGAAUCUCUAUUGGCUAGUUUUGCAUUUGGUAAUCGUACAAGAGCUGCUGUUGAAGGUGCUUUUGAAACACCUUUCCGCGGCAAUGCCAAUACUAAAGUGGGUGUGUUUAUCAAUGGAUCCAUUCGUGACCAUUCUCAAAUCAAUGCAUUCAAAGAGACAACCAAAGCUACAGGUGUUCGAUUCAAGGGAUUGUCAAGCUAUGGUCGACAUGAAGUUGCUUAUGCUAUUACACACCGUGAUGUAUUGGCUUUGUCUCACGCUUCUAGUUUUGUUCGCACGCAGUCAGGCGAUAACAAGAAACACUCUGUUUUCCACUCGUUUGUUCGUGAUCGACGUGACAACUUGAUUCUUCCUACUCAAGGUCAUUAUCUCGGUAUUUUCCAAGAAUUAGCAGGACUCGGUGACCAAGGCGAUGCUCAAUUCGUCAAGCAUGAAUUGAACGCCUCUGUUCAUCAACCUUUGAACGAGCAUGUUGUCUUUAGUACCUCUAUUCGCGCUGGUUUGAUUUCUUCUGUGGGCGAUAAACAAGCAUUGACGGUCUCAGAUCGUUUCUACUUAGGCGGUCCCUUAAGCGUUCGAGGUUUCAAGAUGGGCGGCAUUGGCGAAAGAGAAGGCAAUGAUGCCGUUGGCGGUGAAGCUUAUUGGGCUGCAGGAGCUAGUUUGAUUGCUCGUUUGCCUAAUGUGGAUCAUGUUAAGUUGCAUGCCUUUGCUAAUGCCGGUAGUUUAGCUACACAUACGCAAGGUGUUCCUUUAGGCGAUACCAUAAAGCAUUUGAGUGAAACACCUCGUACUUCUGUUGGCUUCGGUCUGAUCUUUCAUCAUCCCGUUGCUCGUGUUGAAGCUAAUUAUUGUAUACCUUUGAAAUACAAUGCCACUGAUUUGCCUCAACCCAAACUUCAAUUUGGUUUUGGUGUCAAUUUCUUGUAGACUGUAAAAUAAUAAUAAAAAAAACAUUGGAUAGCCGAACACCCUAAAAAAGGUCUAAAGAAAAAAAUAAAAAAAAAAGGGGGAGGAGAAGAACAAAACAAUAUAUAAAUGCUCCUAUUCACUCCUGAUCGUUUUUUCUCUUUGGUUGUCUAUUAAAAA